Arabidopsis lyrata subsp. lyrata is the source of this 518-nucleotide messenger RNA. RefSeq lists its product as uncharacterized. The record is from RefSeq and is a predicted model, not a curated record. The coding region runs from base 26 to 403 and encodes 125 amino acids. The transcript has a single exon. Lineage: Eukaryota; Viridiplantae; Streptophyta; Magnoliopsida; Brassicales; Brassicaceae.
AUGGUGAAAAAAAGGAGAGGAGGUGAUGGUGUGGAAGCUUAAAGUAAGUGUGAGAGCCAACGGUUUCAGUUUGAAGCUCCAUCUACGGAACCGGAUCUCGUUUCAACGAGUGUCAAUCCUCUUAAGAUUCCGAAAGCAGCAGCAUCAUCAUCUCAAAUCCAAACACUCAGAUUGCGGCAGAUGCCUAGGGAGUCUUCUUGCUCUCUUCCGUAGACGAAAACGGAAGAAGAAACUCAUGGAAUUGGUUUGGAAUCGAGCGGUGGCAAAGAAAGCAAGAGGCGUGGGUGUUGUGGUUACCCUCAUCCUCGUAAUCAUCAUCAAUUAUCUAGUGCCAUCACAUUCAUGGAUCAGCAGCGAAUCAUUCCGAUUAGAUUGUUAUGAAUUGUUUGGUAGUAUUAAAUAAAUAAAAGAAGCAUUUCCCACGAACGAACGAAUUCUUCUUGUCUGUCCUCCUUUUUGGACCAUUAUUGUAACCUCUUUCAACAUUUCAAUCUCUCUAAUCGGAAAGAGGAACAUAC